GAACACGGCCUGGACUUCCAGCGUCUUUUGGACGCCAGCGAUUACAAGGAGCUGUAUCGGGAAGACAUGAUCCGCUGGGGCGAAGAACGACGCCAAAGCGAUCCCGGUUUCUUUUGCCGCAUUGUGGUGGAGGGCCUGACGCAACCCAUCUGGAUUGUGUGUGACACCCGCCGAUCCUCGGACGUGGAGUGGUUUCGAGACGUGUACGGGGACCUGGUGCAAGUCGUGAGGGUGAUCGCCACGGAGGAGACGCGGCGAAGACGGAAAUGGGUGUUUGUGGCAG
Molecule: messenger RNA, 283 nt
Organism: Protobothrops mucrosquamatus (brown spotted pit viper)
Lineage: Eukaryota; Metazoa; Chordata; Lepidosauria; Squamata; Viperidae
Product: phosphomevalonate kinase-like
Exons: 2
Biological process (GO): isopentenyl diphosphate biosynthetic process, mevalonate pathway; cholesterol biosynthetic process
Cellular component (GO): cytoplasm
Molecular function (GO): phosphomevalonate kinase activity
Source: RefSeq, a predicted model, not a curated record